Messenger RNA from Meloidogyne enterolobii, 1847 nucleotides. The record is from the annotation of a GenBank genome assembly. NCBI's taxonomy places the organism in Eukaryota, Metazoa, Nematoda, Chromadorea, Rhabditida, Meloidogynidae.
AUGUCUCAAUCUCAAGAAUUAAGUCGUGUAAAUCCUCCACCCGGAGUUGAUGCAAAUCAAGCAGCAAUAAGUUUAAUGGCAAUGGCUGAGACUUUUCGAUUGGCUUGUCGUUAUAAAAUGGCGAUCAAAUGUUGCAUGACAGCCCUUCGCGUCCCAACUUCCGUUGAAAUUUUUUCUCUUUGUUCUUAUGAGCUGGGAAAAUUACUUUGGCUAUAUACUCGUAAUUAUAAUAUGGCCCGUCGUCAUUUGGAAGAAGCUCUUCGAACAAUGCGGCAAUUGGGUUCUUCGUUAGAAACUGAACGUCUAAAAGUUUCUACAAUGCUUGCUGAAUUGUUGUUAUCUGGAAGGCAUUUUAGGGAGUGUUUGGAGGUUUGCAAAGCAGAAUUGCCUGAUUCUCCUCGUCAUCCCCAAGUCCAUACAAAACUUCUUUUUAUUUAUGCUGAGGCCCAGUUACGUCUAGGGGAAUUUUCUCGAGCUUUAGAAGCUGUAAAUGCUGGGAUUCAAUUUUCUGGAGGUUCUGGUGGAGUUCUUGUUGAAUGUUAUUUUAGAUUGGUUAAAUCUUUGAUUCUUUCAAUACAAAUGACUGAUCAACAAGAAUUGGGUAAAUCAGUUGGAGAAUUGGGAGAAAUCUUACAAACAGUAGCUUCAAAUAAUAAAGACCAAACAGCAAUUAACGAUAUUCGGGCAUUUUGUUAUUCAAUUCAACUUUGUUAUUUUUUGGCAAUUGGAAUGGUUAAAAGUGCAAAACAAUGCCUUAGACAAUUACAUAUAACUGUACAGACUGCUGAAGCUGCGGCCAAAAAUGAAAUGUCUGCAAUGAAUUCGUUAACAACAAUUUGUUGGUUAAGUCCUGAAAUGUUGACUGGAUUUGCUUAUGUUUUAACUGUUCUUUGCAAUAUUCAAUUUACCAAUUUUGAAAGAGCCCAUCGUUAUUAUUUAACAGCAAUUAGGCAUUUGGGAGGAAUUAAAUUAUUAAUGCAAAAAUCGACAGAUUCAUCUCAAAUUGUUGAAAAUCGGAUGGAAUCAUUUGUUGAAUCUAUGGAAAUGUUGUUACAUGAAGGACUUUCCCAAUUAUAUUUAGUUAAACAAAGCCCAGCAGAAUCUCUUUCAACAAUCACAGAAAUCUUCAGAACAAUACAUCGUUCUCGUGAACCUUUAAGAUUAAUUAACGAUUUUGGUCCUCAAUUACACACAAUUUUGGGAAUGUAUGCAACAAAUAUGAAAUGUUUUGAGGCUGCCAAACUUCAAUUUAAAACAGCAAUAAAUAAAGGUGCAAAAGAAUUGGAACUGUGGACACUCGCAAAUUUGGGAUUGGCUUUAGUCUAUUUAUAUACUUCUCGUGAUGCUGAUUUCUAUGAAUUGUAUGAUGCCAUUUCUCCAUUGAAGCUUCGUUCACAAGCCAAUUCUACAAAGUCUGCUGCUCUUCUAGUUCAAGGAUUUCAUUAUUUUCUUAAUUCAAAACAACAAGAAUCAAAGAAAUAUUUAAUGGAUUCAAUUGCAAUUUCAAAGGAAGAGGAUAUGGCUCGUCUUCAAAGCAUUGCUUUACUUUUACUUGCAAAAUUGCUUCGAUCAAAAUGUGUUGAAUGCUGCUUGUGAAUGGGCUAAUAAAAGUGGGGAUAAUUUACUUUUACUUUGGGCUAAAUCAGAAACAAGCUUUUUUGAAGGAGGAAAUGAAAAACAGAUUGGAGUAAUUAAUGAAGUAAAACAGCAAAGAGAACAGUUGGAAAUUAAUAGAAAUGCUUGUAUUCAAACAAAUGCACAUAAAUUAAUGAUACAGGUUUUGAAAAAUAAGAAAACUAAAGUUUUGAUUUUAGUGGACUGGUGGUGAAAUACCAAGAGAAGUAUUG